Messenger RNA from Macrobrachium nipponense, 574 nucleotides. RefSeq names its product neuropeptide-like protein 30. Lineage: Eukaryota; Metazoa; Arthropoda; Malacostraca; Decapoda; Palaemonidae. The coding region runs from base 152 to 385 and encodes 77 amino acids. The record is from RefSeq and is a predicted model, not a curated record. The transcript is spliced from 2 exons.
GCCUGUCCCUCCCUCUAGCUCUCCCCUCUCUGGAUCGUUGCAUAUAUAAGAGGAACUAAGCACAGAGGCGUCACUUGAAAUCGUCGCUUCGUCUUCAAGAGAAGAGGUUCCGUCUGCAUUGUCAAAUCCAGCGUUCCAGAUUCCAUUCGCCAUGAAGGUGAUUUUGUCGCUCCUCGUCCUGUGCGUCCUCUUGGGAUUAUGCCUGGCAUAUCCUUCACCAUAUCCUGAGGCUGAGGCAGAAGCCGAUCCCCACAGGAGGAGGCACUUCGGCUUUGGUGGUGGCUACGGAGGCUACGGAGGCUAUGGAGGCUACGGAGGCUAUGGAGGCUAUGGAGGUUACGGAGGCUACGGAGGCUACGGAGGCUACGGAGGCUACUGGGGCUAAAGGACUACAACUGGAUCAGUUAGAACCAUUUCGAUGGCCAGAUGUUUCUUUUAGCAAUUGAACUUUAUUUGUUUCCGAUCAUGAAAGAAGGAGGGGAAGAUCCGUGCAACGAUCCCCUCCUGUUUUUGUUCUCGUUUCUAUCCUAUUUCCUUGCCAUCUCUGGAAUUGAAUAAAGUCAACUAAAAUUCA